AUGUUCCACUCCAAAUCCCCCCUCACCCCCAACAACACCCUCUACACCCCCAUCUCCCGCGUCCCUCCCACCUCCGCCACCCACCGCUCCUUCCCCCAGUCCCCCGCCGCCCACAGCUAUCCACCGACACCCCGUCCUCUUCUCGAAAAUACGGUAUCCCGCCAGCCCAAAGAACCCAAGAAGAAGAGGAAACGGCUGAAAUGGACCAAGGUCCGCUCUAUACUGUAUCAUUCGUCCUUUUGGUUUUGUGUUCUUCUCAAUGCUGCGCUUCUGGUGGCAGCGGCCUGGGGCAUGGGAGCACAGGCGUGGAGGACAGGAGGGCAGAAGAAUUGGAAUGUGUUGGUUGUUGUCCUGGCAUAUGUCAUCACUAUGCUCAAGACCAUGCCCAAGCCCUACAUCCCCACCAAACCCGACGACGUCCCUCCAAAAGUCGCAAACCAUAUCGCUACGGAAUACUCGCGGACGGCAGUGAUCAGCCAUAUCAGCCAGGCUACUACGGGGCAGCAGGAAGGGUGGGGAAGGCCUGGGACGAAGUGGGAGGGGAAGCACUUUAGGAGUUGGAUAUUGGGCAGCGUCAGCGUCAUGCGCGAGGCGCUGGGAGUCAAAGACGAUCUAUCCUACAGCCCUUUGUCAUAUCAACCAUUCUACAACGCCCUCAAGCGUAUCCCAUCUUCCAGCCCUCAAAACCCGUUCGAAUCCCCCUCUUCUUCCUCCACCAUCCCUCCGCAAGAAGACACCGGUCUCAGAGUUCUGCUGAACUCGUGGGUCAAGUACAUUGAGCAAGCGAAAUAUGCGAAGCGGGAGCCUGGGGAGAGGGAAGCUGGAGCAGUGGAAAGACUGGUUGAAAUCGUGUUAUUGACUAUGAAGAUCAAAGAAGAAAAGGGCAAUACUUCUGCCCAGAACAAGUCAUGA
This is a messenger RNA of Cryptococcus wingfieldii CBS 7118, 912 nucleotides long. RefSeq lists its product as hypothetical. The record is from RefSeq and is a predicted model, not a curated record. The transcript has 4 exons. NCBI's taxonomy places the organism in Eukaryota, Fungi, Basidiomycota, Tremellomycetes, Tremellales, Cryptococcaceae. Bases 1 to 912 code for a protein of 303 amino acids.